Chenopodium quinoa (quinoa) is the source of this 1253-nucleotide messenger RNA. RefSeq names its product ATP synthase subunit O, mitochondrial-like. Gene Ontology annotation, cellular component: membrane. NCBI's taxonomy places the organism in Eukaryota, Viridiplantae, Streptophyta, Magnoliopsida, Caryophyllales, Amaranthaceae. The transcript is spliced from 6 exons. Gene Ontology annotation, molecular function: proton-transporting ATP synthase activity, rotational mechanism. The record is from RefSeq and is a predicted model, not a curated record. Gene Ontology annotation, biological process: proton motive force-driven mitochondrial ATP synthesis. The coding region runs from base 193 to 930 and encodes 245 amino acids.
UCCUCAAUAAUCAAGUGAGAAGGGGUUCUUCCAGUGCCACCCUUUUGCAAGGCCGUGAAAACCCGAAGAGCAUAACACUCCAGCUCAACAUUCUGUAGCCCAGUCUCUUAGCCACCAAAACACCCAAACGAGCAGCCUUAUUCUUCAUUUCUCUCUCUCAUUUUGAAUCAUCGAUCUUGAAGAAGAAGAAGAAUGGCGAUGUGUCAACGAAUGAAAUCGAGCCUUCCUUUGAUUCAGAAAUUUGUGGCAUCUCAAUCUCUUUCUUCUGGAAGAUCCACUCUUCAGAAGACUCUUCUUAACCCUUAUGUCGUCAACGAUCAGAGAAAGUAUGCUACAUCAGCUCCCGUUAAGAAGGAAGAAAUAAGGGUUCCUUUUGCUAUGUUUGGAGGUUCUGGGAAUUAUGCAUCUGCUUUAUAUCUUUCUGCUGCUAAAGCUAAUGCUUUGGACAAGGUUGAGUCUGAGCUUUUUGACCUUAUUGAGGCUACUAAGAAAUCUCCAAGGUUUUCUCAGUUUACAAAGGAUAUCUCUGUAUCUUCAGAUGUAAGAAUUAAGGCUAUGAGUGACAUAUGUGCUCAAGCAAAAUUCACAGAUAUUACAAGGAACUUUUUGGUUAUUAUGGCCGAGUAUGGAAGGCUAAAGCACAUAGAGUCCAUUGCAAAGAGAUUCUCAGAAUUGACUAUGGCACACAGGGGAGAGCUGAAAGCAAUUGUAACAACUGUCAUUCCUCUUCCUCCUGCUGAGGAGAAAGAACUGAAGGAAACUCUACAGGAAAUACUUGGGCAGGGAAAGAAAGUCCAGCUUGAACAGAAGAUUGACCCUAGCAUUCUUGGUGGUCUAGUUGUUGAAUUUGGGCAAAAAGUUUUUGAUAUGUCCAUCAAGACCAGGGCAAAACAGAUGGAGAGGUUUUUGCGAGAACCAGUCAAUCUUUAAGUGCCCCUUGAAGUCUUAUUCUUUCAGAACGACUUUUAGAUUUCCGUUCGUGAUAAUGGCAAUGGUGCUGCAUAAGAUGAAAAGUCUUUACUUCUGUCUCUUUUGGCUCAAAAUUGUUCAGGCCAACUUUUUUCUAUUUUUCAGUUGACGUGAUCUGAUGCACAAAAUAAAAAUCAAAGGUCUUGUGGUUGGCAUUUUCACCCAGCCAAAGUAAACUGACUUAUUCUUGUAAUUUUGUUCAAUUGCAUUGCAAUUAUAAUGUUAAUCACUGUGAGUCGAUCAUUUUCUUGGAAUGAAAUUUUGUGAUGCUUUGUGCUUAGAAA